GCCUAUAUUGAUCCCCUAAAAAAAAAAAAGCCUAUUAUUGAUAUUGCAUAAUAUUAUAUCAAUUGGAAAUCGAGGAUUCCUCGAGACUAGUCACUUUAGUUGUUAGAAUUUUGAAGGCUAACAUCUGUGAUACAAUGUCUGAAAUCAACUAGGCAAAGCCCUAAUUUUCCUCGAUUACAAUCUACAAUUCUACAUCUCUCUCUAAAUUCAUCCAUUUCACUUCUCUUUGACAAAUCACACCAAACAAUUUCUAAUCUCCAGCAUCAAAUUACUUUUUCCGAAUUCCAGAGUUAUAGAAAAGAAAUUGAAGAUUUUUUCGACUGACACCAACUUGGAUCUUCCAUAAAUUUGGAGAAGAUUUUGGGGUUCAGUUGAAUUUACUGAACCCCCGUUGGAUACUGCACUGGACAAAAAUGAAGAGAUAUGUUUAUAUCAAUGAUGAUGAAUCCAUGCGUGAACUUUUUUGUGACAAUCGCAUAUCGAACAGGAAAUAUACAGUGCUUAAUUUCCUUCCAAAGAAUUUAUGGGAACAGUUCAGCCGAUUUAUGAACCAGUAUUUUCUGCUGAUUGCUUGUCUUCAGUUAUGGUCGCUCAUCACCCCUGUUAAUCCUGCCAGCACCUGGGGUCCGCUUAUAUUCAUAUUUGCAGUAUCAGCAACGAAAGAAGCCUGGGAUGAUUACAAUCGUUUUCUUUCUGACAAGAAUGCAAACGAGAAAGAAGUGUGGGUUGUAAAGGAUGGCAUUAGAAAGCAUAUCCAAGCUCAAGAUAUUCAUGUGGGCAAUCUUGUGUGGCUUCGUGAGAAUGAUGAAGUUCCAUGUGAUCUUGUUCUUCUUGGCUCUUCUGACCCGCAAGGGAUAUGUUAUGUGGAGACUUCUGCAUUGGAUGGUGAAACUGAUCUGAAGACAAGAGUCAUUCCCUCAGCAUGCACGGGAAUAGAUUUUGAACUACUACACAAAUUGAAGGGGGUCGUCGAGUGCCCUAAUCCGGAUAAGGAUAUUAUGAGAUUUGAUGCAAAUCUCAGAUUAUUUCCUCCAUUCAUUGACAAUGAUUUAUGUCCUGUAACAAUUAAGAACACACUUCUUCAGUCAUGCUACCUAAGGAAUACAGAAUGGGCUUGUGGAGUGGCAGUCUAUACUGGCAAUGAAACCAAGCUUGGAAUGAGCCGGGGGAUCCCAGAGCCCAAGUUAACGGCUGUCGAUGCCAUGAUUGACAAGUUGACUGGGGCAAUAUUUGUUUUCCAGAUAGUAGUUGUGACUGUUCUUGGAGUAGCUGGAAAUGUCUGGAAGGAUUUUGAAGCUAGAAAGCAAUGGUAUGUUUUAUAUCCUUUGGAGGGCCCGUGGUACGAACUGCUGAUUAUCCCUUUACGGUUUGAGCUGCUAUGUUCCAUAAUGAUACCCAUUUCUAUAAAGGUAUCUCUUGAUCUUGUGAAGAGUUUAUAUGCAAAAUUCAUCGACUGGGAUUUAGAAAUGUUUGACCAAGAAACAGGUGUACCCUCUCAUGCAACAAAUACAGCAAUAAGUGAAGACUUGGGACAAGUUGAAUAUAUCUUGACUGAUAAAACUGGUACCUUAACUGAAAACAAAAUGGUCUUUAAGAAGUGCUGCAUUGGCGGAGUUUUCUACGGGAGUGAGAGUGGGGAUGCGUUGCAAGAUGCUGAACUUCUGGAUGCUGUUGCCUGUGGUUCUUCAGACGUUAUCAGAUUUCUAAUGGUUAUGGCCAUAUGUAAUACAGUAAUACCAACAAAGAGUAAGACUGGAGAUAUUGUGUAUCAGUCACAAUCUCAGGAUGAAGAGGCUUUAGUUCAAGCUGCUGCUCUCUUGCAUAUGGUCCUAGUCAAUAAGUCUGCAAAUGUGCUUGAGAUACUUUGCAAUGGUUCUUUGAGACAAUAUGAACUAUUGGAUGUACUGGAGUUUACUUCUGACAGGAAGAGAAUGUCAGUAGUAAUAAGAGAUCAUCAGAAUGGGAAGAUUAUUCUAUUGACAAAAGGGGCUGAUGAAACAAUUUUUCCUUGUGCUAGUACUGCCUGGUCUAAUUGCCACCUGUUAAAAGCUUCCUUGGAUUUGAAUUGUCAACAAAUAAGGACAUUUACUGAAGCUGUUGAACAUUAUGCACAAUUGGGAUUACGGACAUUAUGCUUGGCAUGGCGUGAGCUUAAGGAGGAUGAAUAUCGUGAAUGGUCAUUGAUGUUUAAGGAGGCUAAUAGCACUUUGGUUGAUAGGGAGUGGCGGAUAGCUGAAGUUUGUCAAAUGAUAGAACAUGACCUUGAAAUCCUUGGGGUUACUGCAAUAGAGGACCAUUUGCAGGAUGGGGUGCCAGAAACCAUAGAGACUCUCAGAAAAGCUGGAAUCAACUUUUGGAUGCUGACGGGAGAUAAGCAGAGAACUGCUAUUCAAAUUGGACUUUCUUGCAAUUUUAUAUGCCCAGAACCAAAAGGUCAGCUUUUGUUGAUUGAUGGGAAAAAUGUAGACGAAGUUCGGAGGAACUUAGAAAGGGUCUUGCUUACUAUGAGAAUAACAACUGCAGAGCCAAAGGACGUGGCGUUUGUAAUUGAUGGUUGGGCACUUGAAAUUGCACUUACCCAUUGCAAAAGAGCCUUCUCUGAAUUAGCAAUACUGUCAAGAACAGCUAUAUGUUGCCGUGUGACUCCAUCACAGAAGGCACAGCUGGUACAGCUGUUAAAAUCGUGUGACUAUAGAACAUUGGCUAUUGGUGAUGGUGGCAAUGAUGUCAUGAUGAUACAGCAAGCUGAUAUUGGUGUUGGAAUUAGUGGCAGGGAAGGAUUACAGGCAGCAAGGGCAGCUGAUUACAGCAUUGGGAAAUUUCGAUUUUUGAAAAGAUUGAUACUUGUGCAUGGGCGUUAUUCGUACAAUCGCACAGCAUUUCUGUCCCAGUACUCCUUUUACAAGUCACUGAUUAUCUGCUUCAUACAAAUAUUUUUCUCUUUUAUUUCAGGCAUCUCUGGCACUAGUCUAUUCAAUUCUGUCAGUUUGAUGGCUUAUAAUGUCUUCUACACAAGUCUCCCUGUUCUUGUUAGUGUCCUUGACAAAGAUUUAAGUGAAAGGACGGUGAUGCAGCAUCCUCAGAUCUUGUAUUAUUGUCAAGCUGGCAGGGUUCUGAACCCAAGUACAUUUGCUGGGUGGUUCGGACGGUCUCUAUUUCAUGCCAUUGUCGUAUUUAUCAUCAGCAUCCAUGCAUAUGCUGGGGAAAAAAGUGAAACAGAGCAGGUAGCUAUGGUGGCACUCUCUGGAUGCAUAUGGCUGCAAGCUUUUGUUGUGGCACUGGAAACAAAUUCGUUUACAGUUCUACAACACCUUGCGAUAUGGGGGAAUCUGCUUGGCUUCUACAUUAUAAAUCUUAUUGUCAGUGCUAUCCCAUCAUCAGGAAUGUACACAAUUAUGUUUCGGUUGUGUAAGCAACCGUCUUACUGGAUUACUAUGUUUCUUAUUGUUGUCGCGGGCAUGGGUCCCAUAGUAGCUUUAAAGUACUUCCGCUUCACAUACAGACCGAGUAAAAUCAACCUACUGCAGCAGGCUGAGCGGUUGGGUGGGCCCAUCUUAUCUUUAGGUAAUAUAGAACCACAAACUAGGUCGAUUGAGAAAGAAGUUGCACCCUUGUCUAUAAGUCACGCGAAGAGCAGGAGUCCAGUGUUUGAACCUCUGUUGUCAGACUCACCAAAUUCCACUAGAAAGUCAUUUGGGCCAGGGACACCUUUUGAUUUUUUCCAGUCACAAGGCAGGUUGUCUUCUAGCUAUUUAAGAAAUUGUAAGAACAAUUGAUUCUGCAGACUUGAUGAGAGUGUAUAGCUUAUCAUACCUAGGCUUUUUGUUUUUUGUAAUAUCAUCUUGUAGGUUAAUUAUAGAAUGAGAGAAUAAUCACAUAUUCACAUGUACAUAAGAGAAAAGUAGACAUUUUUUCCCCCGAGGUGGAGGGGGUAAUGUAUUAUUGGUUGCUGCGAGGCUUACCGAUAAGAUAAUAGGGAUCCUAAAUUCUAAUCUGAUAAUCAUGUAUCCAAACUGGGUUAAAUCAGUUAUGUCAAACAUCAACAUGAUGAUAUACCGGGAUACUUAUUUAUAAUCAACCAUGCAGCAGGAUCUUUGGUCGGUUUCA
This is a messenger RNA of Beta vulgaris subsp. vulgaris (sugar beet), 4107 nucleotides long. Its product is annotated as phospholipid-transporting ATPase 2. Gene Ontology annotation, cellular component: plasma membrane. Lineage: Eukaryota; Viridiplantae; Streptophyta; Magnoliopsida; Caryophyllales; Amaranthaceae. Gene Ontology annotation, molecular function: ATPase-coupled intramembrane lipid carrier activity; magnesium ion binding; ATP binding. The record is from RefSeq and is a predicted model, not a curated record. Gene Ontology annotation, biological process: phospholipid translocation. The transcript is spliced from 26 exons. The coding region runs from base 414 to 3776 and encodes 1120 amino acids.